Triticum aestivum (bread wheat) is the source of this 3199-nucleotide messenger RNA. RefSeq lists its product as uncharacterized. The record is from RefSeq and is a predicted model, not a curated record. The transcript is spliced from 3 exons. Lineage: Eukaryota; Viridiplantae; Streptophyta; Magnoliopsida; Poales; Poaceae. Bases 1367 to 2080 code for a protein of 237 amino acids.
CCCCACCCCGGGGCAACUUCCCCCGCCACUCCAUAGUGCCCGUCCCACCCACUCCCUCUCCUACCAACCUUCUUCCCAGCAUCGCCCACCCUCUCCACCUACCUCUCGCCAGAUCUCGCCAUCACGUCCUGGUUGGCGACGGAUCCGGUCCUCCCUUGGGCGCAUGCCUCCCCCUCCCCAAUGAACUCGCUCCGACCACCCACCCAUCGACUGCCUCUGCUCGCCUAGAUUCUACCGGAGGCUCCGCAGGCCUCGAUCUGGUCCGGCUGCCACAAAUGCCGGCGGAUUCAUCGGGGGAAGGAGCGACCAUGAGUGAGGUCUUCGAGGGCUACGCAGGGCAGUACUACGAGAUCUCCGCUGCCCACUCCCGCAAGUGCGCCACCGCCUCCACCGCCGACGACGGUACGCACGCACGACCCCCCCCCCCUCUCUCUCUCGCCAGAACCCCAGGUCCCGAUUGUUUCUUCUGUAUCUUGGUCUCGUCCUCUUCUCUGCCUGUUCGCUUCACCAGAGAAGAAGCGGAAGAAGUUGUGUGAGAUCCACGCCGACGUGCAGGAGUCUGAAUCGCUGAUCAGGAGGAUGGAUUUGGAGGUCCGGAAGCACUCCCUGUGUUGGCCACAAAGGUGAAAACCUACGGCAGUCCAGCUCACUCCAUCGGGUGAUAUUUUUUGUUUAGAUGCAGCUCACUUUCACAACAGCGUCCGACGAAUCGCUGGAGCAGUCCACACAACAUGCACGUGCGGCCAUCAACGACUCCCUAUGCAGUGCACUUGCAGGCGCCGGCUCUUCCAUCUUCAAAAUUUGUUGGUAGCCACUGGAGAUGGUCUAGUCCAGGUCGGCUGGGUGACCCCGCGGUUCACACUUUGUUCAGUGCGCUUGGUUUUAUGGCCAUUAGCUAUUGGAUUUUUAUUUUAAAAUAAUCGCUGAAGUGGUUCUGCCUCCGGAUGCCGCAGACGUGCAGUUCGGUAGGAGAUAAUUGCACGUAUCAUCCCGGAACUUGCUGGCGAGGUCCAAUUCAGUCCUGGAAGUUGAGUAUUGAUCCAAUACGGUCCUGAUUCUUGAAAAUACGUCCACACUACGGUCCUGGAACUUGGGCGGACAGUCCUGGCUCUACACUUGGCGUACGUACCGCGUAUCAGCCCCUGUGCCACGUCAUCACAGGUCUCGCCCGUCAGCCUCGGGCCCAGCAGUCAGCGCGGUGCCCACCCGUCAGUGCGCGACGCGGUGGUCAUUUUGCGUUGCCCCCCUCUCCCCCGUCUCUCUGUCUCUCCACUUCUCCUUCUCUUCCCCGAUUGAAAACAGAGGAGGGAGCAGAGCACUGUGAGACGACACGACGGCGGAUGAUCGGUGACCCGGCGGCCGUCCGAUGGUAGUUCCUGAGGCGGAGGAAGCGACUGCGACGUCGCCGAAACCCAUAGGGCUGAUUUCUACGGUGAUGGAGGGCCCUCGACGGCAACUCGAUGGCGAGCCUGCUCCGACGUACGUGGAGCGCAGUGGGUGGUUCACUGUUGAGGUGAUACAUGGUGGAUUUUUCUUUGGCAGUGGCAACAAUAGGUGCUAUUUGGAUGGACAGAAGGUUUGCUAUGAUUACUGUCAUGUGGAGAGGGCAUAUUCCAGAUUUUUUGAAGAGUUAGUAGAGCAGUUGGGUUAUGAAAAGGCUGGCAGAAUUGAUAUGUACUGGUUGCCCCAUGGGUCUCAGAUUAAUGAAGGUGCUGCUAGGCUAUUGUGCAAUGAUGCAGACAUAGAUGCUAUGUAUUUAAUGAUCAAUCGAGGGCACCAUUUUCAAAUGAUAUACCUUGAUCAUGUAGACAGCCAUAUUUCAGGAGGAGCUGAAUGGGAUGAUGUAGUGGCUAAUCCAGUAGCCCAAAUUCCUGUUGUUUUCAGUCCAAAGAAGAUGCCAAGUAGAUAUGGAAAUGAAAGCAAUACAUCCUGUAGUGUUGUGGAUGAAAGUCAAGAUAUUCAGAGUCAUGACCAGUUAUUUGUAAAACUCAGACCAAGAGGACAGAAAAUAGAAGAGGAGGAAGAACCAAAUGCAGAUUCAGAUUCAGAUUCUGAUAGUAAUUAUUUCUGGGAUUAUUGAUAGUGAUUAUGACUUGGAGGAUGGGGAUGAGGAUUUGUUCCAGGAGCAGCUACAACCAUUGGAAGAUACGAAAGGGAAGAAGGUGGUGGAGGACUGCAACUCUGAAGAUGAGGAAUUGGAUGCUCCAGCUUCAGAAGAAGAUGAAAUGAAAUUCAAUUUCAAAUCAUUUACUGAUGCAGACAUGCAUGAGCCAAAGUUUCAUGCAGGACAAUUGUUCUCUUCAGUGGAGCUUAUGAGGAAAGCAGUUAGAGAGUAUAGUUGCAAAGAGAGAGUGAACAUCACAUUCCCAAAAAAUGACAAAAUUAGGCUUGGUGCAAAGUGUGAGAAAGGAUGCCCCUGGUAUCUCUAUGCACCUUGGGAUAACAGGACAAAUUCAAUAAUGGUGAAAACAUUUAAUGGCGAGCACACUUGUGAGAAGAAGUGGCAAGUCACGGCCUUUACAGCCGGUACAUUGCUGACAAAUAUGUUGACAAGAUUAGGGCAUGUGAGAAGAUAACAUUGAAGGCCUUAGCAGGUUUUGUGCAGGAAGAUUGGAUAUGACAAUUAAAAGGGGCAAGCUAGGGAGAGCUAGGAGAAUUCCAUAUGAUAUUAUAUAUGGUGAUGAGAUUGCACAAUACAACUUGCCGUGGGACUAUGCAAAUGAGCUGAGGAGAUCUAAUCCUGGUACUACUUUCUUUGUUGAACUUUCAGAUGAGGGGCAAUUUCAAAAAUAUUACUUCUCAUUUGAUGCAUGCAAAAGGGGGUUCUUAUUAGCUUGUAGGCCCAUUAUUUUCCUAGAUGGCUGCCACUUGAAGACACAAUAUGGAGGUGUGCUUUUAAGUGCUAUAGGAAUGGAUCCUAAUGAUUGGAUAUUUCCUGUGGCUCAUGUAGUAGUGCAAAGUGAAGAUACAAAAGCAUGGAGAUGGUUCUUGAUUGCUUUGAAGCAAGAUCUUGGCAUAAAUAACACAGAUCUCUGGACCAUCAUGUCUGACAAGCAAAAAGUAAUUCCUUUACAUUAUUAUCUUACUUCAAUAUGUAUCAGAACUUAUGUGCAUGCUUAUAUAGUUUGUAAUGUGUGAAAUGUCAAUGUUUUUGCAUGGUUUAAUUAAAGCAGUCAAGGAAUUGUUCCCUCUCUCACCA